AUGCUGUUUCCCCAUCUUUUUUCCCCAAUAAAGGUUGAUUCACUAGAACUAAAAAACCGCGUCGUUUUGGCACCGCUUGAUGUCGGGCUGCACGAUCCAGAGGGACAAGUCACCGACCGUUAUAUAGACUUUCUGGUUGAGCGGGCAAAGGGCGAAACCAGCCUGAUCAUCACUGAAUUCACUUCCGUUUGGCCCGAACAACGUGUGAUUACUACAGCGGUUUGGGAUGAUAAAUUCGUCCCAGGGCUUACGCGCAUGGCAGAUGCAGUCAAAGAUGCUGGAUCCAAGAUAUUCAUGCAGAUCGCUGUACUGGGCGGAAAAUCUUAUGUUGAACCGUUUGCACCCUCCGCAAUCGAAAGCGAACUCUACACCGAGGUGCCGCGCGAAAUGACGGUGGAUGAUAUUAAAAGGGUGAUAGAAGCGUUCAUCUUGGGGGCAACGCGGGCGAAACGAGCCGGUUUCGACGGGGUGGAAUAUCACUGUGCACAUUCCUAUCUCGGUGGACAGUUUAUAUCGCCCCACACAAAUCAGCGGGAUGAUGACUAUGGCGGCGAUUUUGAACGGCGUAUGCGGUUCGGUGCCGAGAUUGUCACAGGGAUUAAGCAGGUCUGUGGUGAAGAUUUUCCGGUCGGUUUUAAGUUCAGUGCACACGAACAUCUUCAUGGCGGCGUGAAUGACCGAUACGACGAAGACGUGAAAGAUGACCUCCAUCUACAGAUUGCGGAAUAUAUGGAGAAUCUCGGUGUCGCCUACCUGCACGUAGCAACCACUUCCGCGACGAUUAUGCAAGUCAAAGGGUUCGUGGAAUGUACCCACCCAUCUGUGCCGCCGCUUUAUAUCAAGCCCAACACGCUGGUUGAUUUGGCAGAGGAAGUUAAGCAAAACGGUGCUAAAAUCCCCGUUAUUGCCACGGGCGGAAUUACUGACCCGGCACAUGCGGAGGAGAUUAUUGCGCAGGAACGCGCUGAUAUGGUCGCGCUUGGUCGUACGCUGAUCGCUGAUCCGCACUGGGCAAAGAAAGCACGUGCAGGCGAGAAUAUUGUUCCAUGUAUUCGAUGCAAUUUUUGCCACACCUUUGUGGUCAUGGAUCGCGGCGGCGUGCAGUGCACGACGAAUCCCAUCGUGGGCAGAGAAAAACUGAUUGCGUUCAACAAAACGGAUUCCCCCAAAAAGGUGGUCGUCGUCGGAGCAGGUCCCGGCGGUCUAGAGGCAGGUUUGCGUGCUAAGGAGAUGGGGCAUGAUGUUGUCGUAUACGAAAAACGGGAUGUGAUUGGUGGAGAGAUGAUUUCAGCAUCGAUCCCCGAUUUCAAGUGGGAUGUUAAACGUUUGCUCCAGUACUAUAUUACGGAAGUUCAGAAGGUCGGCUUAGAGGUUCGGACCAGCACGACCGUAACGCUGGACACACUAAAAGCCGACGCUCCGGAUGUAGUUAUCCUUGCGACAGGCGGCGAGGCGAUUAUUCCAGAUAUCCCGGAAUUGAUGGAGACAAUGUUAUCACCGGCAUUGAUGCAAUAG
Messenger RNA from Geodia barretti, 1515 nucleotides. NCBI's taxonomy places the organism in Eukaryota, Metazoa, Porifera, Demospongiae, Tetractinellida, Geodiidae. The record is from the annotation of a GenBank genome assembly.